GAACCAAAUGGGAUAAAUGCGGUUGCAAAGUACACCAGCAGUUAGCUACUCUGAGGAUUAUUGUCAACCCCAGUCUGAGGUUUACACAGAAGAACAUGAAAAUCUGUUGGGUGAGGCUGCUGGGAAAUAGGUUUGGGUCAGAACUGAUGCCCUUAAUGUUGCUUGAAACACCACUGCUGCUAUUGAAAGAUCCUGGCCCCAAAACCCUAACCACUGCCUGCUUGCUCGAGAGAAGACUACGAUUUCUUUCAGAUGGACGUGAUAGGAAAGCAACUAGAUGUGUUGAUGGAAGUCAAUCAGAAUGGUGAUGUCACAAAGUUAAUCGGAAGUACUACGAUCGUGACGUCGACUAUUUCUUCUUAGUCGGCCUCGGUUAGCAUGAACUCUUUCAACUCGCUAUCUUAAAGGCAGAUGAUGUGGAUUUGGCUGUAAUUGUUAGAGGAACACCUGGAUUUUCUGGUGCCGAUCUGGCAAACUUGGUUAACGUUGCUGCUCUCAAGGCGCAAUAGACGGUGCUAAAGCUAUAAGCAUGGCUAACCUUGAAUAUGCAAAAGACAAAAUCAUGAUGGGCAGUGAACGCAAAUCAGCAAUUAUACCAGAUGACGUCCGUAAGCUAACAGCAUACCAUGAAGGUGGCCAUGCUCUUGUAGCUAUUUACAUUGAUGGGGCCCACCCUGUGCACAAAGCUACAAUUGUGCCACAUGUUGGGAGAAGGCGGGUUCAGGUUGGUUUUCAAGGGCUGGAUAGAUGAACAGUCUUUCACUGCUACUAAGCCCGGAACCGGCAUUGUUAUUGCUGUCAAAAAGCUUCGUCAAGAAAGUUUUCAAGGUCACAGAGAAUGGCUGGGUUUUUGUAACGGGUCGCAGGAGGAUCAUAUUGAGCAACCUGAACGCGGCUUGAAGGUGGUGGAAGAGAGUGCUGAUGUGAUCAUUCUAGAUGAUAAUUCUUCCACAAGUGUCACUGUGGCAAAGUGGGGUCGCUCGGUUUAUGUGAACAUACAGAAGUUUGUGCAGUUUCAGCUGACAAUGAAUGUUGUCGCGCUAUGGUUCUCUAAUUAUAUCAAUUAGAUCUUUCACCUUGACAACUCAGAUUCUGAUUUGGUUCUCAACACCCUUAUCUUCAACUCAUUCGUCUUCUGUCAAGUUCGUUAAAUAAAUAAAUAAAUAAAUGACGUUCAUUUCAAAACCAAUAAAAUUCUUUCUUUGGUUGUUAAAAAAAGAUGUAUAUAGAGUUAAUAAUAUAACUGAAUUUGUGACUAUCACUUAUUUUCUAUUGCUUUCUUUUAACCGGAAUUGUUUUUGGCAAAAAUGGUAUUGUUCAAGUACAUAGAGAUGCACAUAAAGGUCCACGUACAGUGAGUCAAUGACCAGUCCCAUGACUAUAGACUCUUUUAGAUAAGUGUAAUAAUUAUUAAUUGUUAUACAAAGUGUUCAAGAAAUUAUUACAUAUUUUUUUAAGAAUGUUAAAAAAAAAGAGUUUGAUACUGACUAAAAGUAAAAUGAGACUUUGUGUGAUGGCUGAAACAUUGGAUAUCUUGUUAGAUUGAUCCAGGGGUAGUUUCAUGAGUAAGAGUUGGGACCGUUAUCGAUCGGCUGAGUUAUCUACAUGGGCGUCAACAAAUCUGUAAAACGUUCGAAGCCUGGGUAGAUGGAACUGUGUUAUCCACUCGUUAUGCUGCAGGGGUAAUAUUGUCAUUUUGUUGAGUUGCUGGUACUUUGUGUACUUAUGGUACUAUGCAGGCCCGGGUCCUAUUAUUCGAAAUGCUCGGGACUGGUUUAAUGGUUUGGCUGAUUUAGUUGCUGCAUUUAUGGUUCAGAAGGCCCAAAAAGCUUGUUGCUAGCUAUGUUGGAUUUAUCCCGUUCAGGCCUACCACAACUGGGUUACUGGUGCUGAUCUACUGGCCUGGUUGGUUCUCUAUAUGGUCAGAUUUGGUGAUGGCCCUUUGGUGGGUUUCUCGUGUGAAGGCCAGGCCCCAUGGCCUGAAAAUGGGCCUGGUUUAUGGUUCGCUGAAGGCCCUGUAAUGAUGCUUGAAUUAUGGCACUAAUUGGUAAAAGCUAGGAACAAGUCUUCUGAGUUGGGCAUUGACAAGUCUCCAAAGGCUGAGGGUCCUCAUUUGUGUGCUCAAGUCUCCAGCCCGGGUUGUAAAAUGCGGUUUGGGCCUGUGUUAUUGGGCUAGGGAUAUGGCCGAUGGGGCCGUUGUUUGGGCUCCUGGUCUAUAAUAGUCAUGGGUGUCACAAAAGAUAACUCGAUUAUCAGAAAUGUUGGGAAUGUUUGUGGGUUGGGAGUCGCCUUAUAUUAUUGGGCGUGUUUAUACUACGUGUAAUUCUUAUAGACUAGGGUGCAUUUUGUGUCAUAGUAUGAGAAGUAUUAGGUUCUUGCAUAGUCGGAGGAAAGGUUGUAUGAUUUCGUAUUUUUUGUCCCCAAAGCAUGUUUUGGGGAUGAUACGGGGGAUUGCCCCCUUGAUGGUGUAAUUUUUCCUUUUGAGUUAUAUUCUUUGCCGGGCAAUGCCCUUUA
Messenger RNA from Helianthus annuus (common sunflower), 2514 nucleotides. RefSeq lists its product as uncharacterized. Gene Ontology annotation, cellular component: intracellular membrane-bounded organelle. Gene Ontology annotation, molecular function: P-type calcium transporter activity. The record is from RefSeq and is a predicted model, not a curated record. The transcript is spliced from 6 exons. Lineage: Eukaryota; Viridiplantae; Streptophyta; Magnoliopsida; Asterales; Asteraceae. The coding region runs from base 663 to 1067 and encodes 134 amino acids.